This is a messenger RNA of Aethina tumida (small hive beetle), 1492 nucleotides long. RefSeq names its product prostaglandin E synthase 2 (gene Su(P)). Bases 69 to 1241 code for a protein of 390 amino acids. The transcript has 4 exons. Gene Ontology annotation, cellular component: mitochondrion. Gene Ontology annotation, molecular function: prostaglandin-E synthase activity. The record is from RefSeq and is a predicted model, not a curated record. NCBI's taxonomy places the organism in Eukaryota, Metazoa, Arthropoda, Insecta, Coleoptera, Nitidulidae.
GAGUUUCAUCAAUCAUAUGUUUUAAAUGUGUCAAUAAGGUUAUGUAAAAUAUUUUGAAAACGCCGAAAAUGUCACUGUUGACGAAAAGGAUCACGUCCGUAAAACACCUAAUACCCAACGUAAACCAAAACCUGUUCGCGUCCAAACUAAAUCGUAUGACAUGCCGUACUUACGCAACGAAGGGCCCCAAUUUCGCCAGGAGUGCGCUAAAAAUCAGCCUGACAGGCGUUACAAUGGGGGCCAUUGUUGGAACUGGUUACACGAUUCAUUUGCAAAACAAGCCCAGAGACCACAUCCUAAAUGAGCACACCACAAUUGAGCCAGUAAAUGAGAUCCCACUGAUAACACCAUCUAGAUCAAUUCAAAUCCCUACUGAUAAUAGUGGUUUAAAGCUGACUUUAUUCCAAUAUCAGACCUGCCCCUUUUGUUGCAAAGUUAGAGCAUUUUUAGACUAUUAUGGAAUAUCAUAUGAUAUUGUUGAAGUAGAUCCAGUUUUGAGACAGUCCAUAAAAUGGUCUACAUACAAAAAGGUGCCCAUUUUAGUGGCAAAAUUACAUGAGGGAUAUCAACCCAUGAAUGACAGCACAAUGAUUAUAUCAGCCAUAUCUUCAUACUUAAAGGAUCAGAAAAAGGAAUUAAUUGAUAUUGUUAAGUGUUUCCCCUUUAUAACUUUUGUUGAUGAGGAUGGUGUCAAAAAGAAUGAGAUUAUGAACAGAUAUUUCCUAAUGCUCAGUGAUCAAAGUCCACAAAAAUAUAAUGAUGAUGAAAUGAGUGAAGAAAGAAAAUGGAGAAAAUGGGCAGAUGAUGUUUUAGUACACAUGCUCUCACCAAACGUCUACAGAACAAAAGAUGAAGCCCUUCAAGCCUUCAAUUGGUUCUCAGAAGUGGGAGAGUGGGAAAAGAACUUCCCAUCCUGGGAAAGAAACCUAAUAAUUUAUGUUGGUGCUGGGGCAAUGUGGCUGAUAGGGAAGAGGCUCAAAAAGCGUCACAAUCUGAAGGAUGAUGUAAGAGAAUCACUCUAUGAUGAAUGUAAUAGGUGGAUAAAGGCAGUGAAUGCCAAGGGUACAAAGUUCAUGGGGGGUAACAAGCCCAACUUGGCUGAUUUGGCUGUUUAUGGUGUGUUGAGCAGCAUUGAGGGUUGCACUGCUUUUAAUGACUUAAGGAAUAAGACUAAAAUUGAUACUUGGUAUCUAUCAAUGAAAGAGGCAGUUCAGAAUCAUGAGGGUGCAAAUUCUAUUUGAGGAGAUUUUUAUAAUUAAUUUAUUCACAGCUUUAUUAUUAUUAUAGUCUUGUUGUUUUUACAUAAUACUUAUGUAUGAAUUUGAAAUAGUAUUAAUAUAUUAAUAAAAGAAUUAAAAUUAUAAUUGAAUAAUUGACAAAAUUUUGCAAUUAAACAAUAUUUUAAUCCUUCCAAUAAAUAUUUUCAGAAGCCAAAUUGGGCUGUUUUAUACUUUUUCUGAUAUACCUCAAUAAAUGUUACUGUUAUUUUUAA